AUGUUAUUCUUCUCAUUCUUCAAGAGUCUGAUCGGGAAGGAUGUGGUCGUUGAGCUGAAGAACGAUCUGAGCAUUUGUGGUACUCUUCACUCAGUGGACCAGUACUUGAAUAUCAAGAUGAGUGACAUAACUGUCAUGAAUGGCCACAAAUACCCGUAUAUGUUGUCCGUCAAGAACUGCUUCAUCAGAGGAUCGGUCGUCCGUUACGUGCAAUUGCCGGCCGACGACAUCGAUGUCACGCUCUUACAGGACGCCACUCGCAAAGAGGCCACCAAAUGA
Messenger RNA from Medioppia subpectinata, 279 nucleotides. Lineage: Eukaryota; Metazoa; Arthropoda; Arachnida; Sarcoptiformes; Oppiidae. The record is from the annotation of a GenBank genome assembly.